Molecule: messenger RNA, 543 nt
Organism: Linum tenue
Lineage: Eukaryota; Viridiplantae; Streptophyta; Magnoliopsida; Malpighiales; Linaceae
Source: the annotation of a GenBank genome assembly
AUGAUGCAGCAUUUAGACAUGGCUCUACUGUCGGCAUUUGUGGAGAGGUGGCAGCCGGACACAAACACCUUCCACAUGCCGUUUGGAGAGAUUUCGAUCCUUCUACACGAUGUGCAUCACAUUCUUCGGAUACCGGUUGACGGAGAGCUGAUGGGAGAUGAGGCGUCGCAGGAUACUCUUAAGUCAGACAUGGGUGGUCUAGUUCGACUUUCGGUGGAUGCUCAGGUUGGUGGUAAGUGGAAGUCGAAGUGGUACGAUAAUGGUGCUAUGCAUGCAGAGGGAUUGUUGGUGCGUGGGGGAGAGCUGAAGAUUAAGGAGAUGGAGGUGCAGUGUUACCUAUUUGUGUUGCUGGGAUCCACGCUUUUUGUGGAUAAGAGUCGUGAUCGCCUUCGUCCUGCGAUCAACUUGUUUCUGAAGGAUCAUCGACGAUUGGCUGAUUACGCUUGGGGAGCUGGUGCACUAGCCUAUCUCUACAGACAGUUGGGAGUGGCCACACGAGCGGGUCCACCAAUUGCGGUCCACCAAUGGCUCAACCGCAGGUGA